UCAUGUUUUACACCAAAACAGCCAAUAGAAUCUUUUUCUUGAUUUCAGUUUUGGAAUCUUUCAAUGAAAAAAAUAAAACAUUCUUUCCAGGAAAUUAUUGGGAAAAAUAUAAGUAGAACUGAAACAGAUAGCCUGAAAAACAGAUUACCCAGUUUUAGAUUCUGGGUGCAAUGGAAGAUCAAAGAGUAAUGGUAAUCCAGGAUGCAUCUAAACAAGUAUGUUCAAGUGCCAUUAAAUGGGCACUUCAUGCCUUAAUUCUUAAGCCUGGAGAUUUGCUUCUCCUCCUUGGUGUCCUUCAUCAGAUCAAUCAUCCUACACCUGUUGUAUCUCUCAAAGGAACAAGGAAGCUUGUGGGAUAUAGGAAGAAAAUGGGUUUCAGUUCAAAGUUUGCAGCAAAUCACACAAUUGUUGAUAGGGAAACAAGGAAGGAGGAGUUUGAGAAUAAUGCUGAAAUUUUGGAGAUUUCAAAGCUUUGCAAAGCACAAAAGGUUGAGUUUAGGAUAGAAGUAACUUCAGGAGCAUCACCAGCAGUUGUGGCUAUGCAAUCCGCACAAAAUAUGAAGGCAACAUGGGUAAUUCUAGACAGGAAGAUGAAGAAAAACAAGAAAAUCUUUCUGGAAAAGCUUCCAUGUGGGAUAUCAAGGAUGAAGAAAAACAAUGGCAUCAAGUUAUUGAGAGGACCAAGAACAAAAUUUUGUUUAACUUAUGAUGAUAUGAUACCAGGGAACCCUGAAGAAGAUGACCUUUUCAGCAUUGAACUUUUCCCAACAUGUAAAACUAUUUCUGAUAAACCUGUUUAGUAUUGGGUUAAUACAUAAAUUAGUCCCCCAAGUA
Molecule: messenger RNA, 834 nt
Organism: Gossypium arboreum
Lineage: Eukaryota; Viridiplantae; Streptophyta; Magnoliopsida; Malvales; Malvaceae
Exons: 4
Coding region: 171-800 (209 amino acids)
Source: RefSeq, a predicted model, not a curated record